This is a messenger RNA of Corythoichthys intestinalis (scribbled pipefish), 1272 nucleotides long. It is a transcript of the gene mif, whose product is annotated as macrophage migration inhibitory factor. Lineage: Eukaryota; Metazoa; Chordata; Actinopteri; Syngnathiformes; Syngnathidae. Gene Ontology annotation, molecular function: cytokine activity; phenylpyruvate tautomerase activity. The transcript is spliced from 3 exons. The record is from RefSeq and is a predicted model, not a curated record. The coding region runs from base 87 to 434 and encodes 115 amino acids.
GUAUAGCUGGAUAUCUCUGAGCGUCCGGACUGUCAGUCGGGGGCCUACUUUGAAAGAAGAACAUCAAGACACUCAACGUUGAAAUCAUGCCGAUGUUCGUUGUUGACACCAACGUGGCCAAAGGCGACGUGCCGGCGGCUCUGCUGUCAGAAGCUACCGAUGAGCUGGCUAAAGCUAUGGGCAAGCCUGCACAGUACAUUGCUGUGCAAAUCAACCCAGAUCGAAUGAUGGUAUUUGGAGGAAAGGGGGACCCGUGUGCACUUUGCUCCCUUCACAGCAUUGGAAAGAUCAGUUCUUCUCAAAACAAGCAGUACUCGAAAUUACUUUGUGGGCUGCUCAACAAACACCUGGGCGUUUCACCUGACAGGAUUUAUAUUAAUUUCUUCGACAUGGAUGGUGCCAACGUGGCCUGGAACAGCUCUACUUUUGGCUGAGGUGGAGGUUGUGCUCCUCCUAGGCUUCAUUCCAGCUGUAUUUAGAGUGAUAGUUGAUUAUGACCAAUACCUGAUAAUUGCUUGUUAAUCAUUUACUAGCGUAUUCACCAUAGCUUUGUUCUGAUCUUUUCUCUCAUCAAUAAAGCACAUCUGGGAGUACAUAAGUUAUUCCCUCAUUGUUUCCCUUUAACUUUUCAUUGAUGCAGAAUUAUGCAUAAAUAUUGUUGCCAUAAUAAAUGUAUCGUAGUGUAAUGAAGAUGCCAACCAAUUUUUACUCAAAGCAAAUCUAUUGUGAUAGGCAUAUUGUUAGGCAGACUGCUGCAAGCAAAACGCCAAUGAAGAAAAACAAAUCUUGCAAUAAAAUAACUAUCAUAGCUCAUUGCUAUUGCACUGCUAUUGACAACUAUUGACAUGCAAUCCAUAUUUACUGGACGGGCUGGAAGCGAAUGGUUAUGUUUCUGUGCAUGGACAGUGAUAUAUGCUAAAUGCUAUAUGCUAAAUCAAUUUUUAACAUGGAGAGUUGGCAAUGAUCAGUCACGUAAACGAGUGAAGACACUAUUAUCAAUGUCAAAUCCAUUUUAACUGCGAGUGUUGCACUCAUUGCCAGGCACAAACGCAGUGCAGAGUGUGAGUGCAAUUUCCCCGUCGAGGCAUUAUAAUGAAAAAUGAAUUAACUAAAUUAUAUAAUUGACUCAGCCAACUGCUAAACAGCAAGAAGAUAAAAGGAUCGCCCCGCCUUACGUCUUAAUCCUCCUCGGAGCUGCUGGAACAUCAGUCAGACCUAUUUUGAAGAAAUCCAGAGACGACACUCGGAAACCAUGUCGAUUUUUGUCGUUAA